CCAAUUCGUCUUUCGUUGCCUUUUACGAUACUUCUGGGAAAAGUCAUCGAUAUUCAAUCGGUUCUCAUACCAAAAUGUAAUCAAUUUUUAGGCACCUCCAAAGUUGGUUUCCGAAACUUAUUACAUAAAUAGAACCAAUAGUGCAAAAAAAUGUUACGUUCAGCUAUUUUAUCGAAAACCGUACCCAAGUGUCUGCAAAUCGCCACUCAAAAUUCGAAUGCGCUGUCUGUGGUGCCUGGCUUUUUUGUUCGUCGACAACAAACCCUACCGGUUGUGGACCCGUCUCAAACAUUAGAAAAGAAAGGCUACUCGCCGUUUGGCACUAAGCAAGCUUCUGUGGCCGAGUGGUCAUUAGCAAGACUCGACGAUCUGUUGAAUUGGGGACGUAAAGGAUCAAUAUGGCCAUUGACAUUUGGUUUGGCGUGCUGUGCUGUAGAAAUGAUGCACAUCGCCGCCCCACGUUAUGAUAUGGAUCGUUACGGAGUGGUAUUCCGGGCAUCACCACGCCAAGCAGACGUAAUUAUUGUAGCUGGUACAUUGACCAACAAAAUGGCACCGGCCUUGCGUAAAGUCUAUGAUCAAAUGCCUGAGCCACGGUGGGUUAUUUCUAUGGGAAGCUGUGCCAACGGUGGCGGUUAUUAUCACUAUUCGUACUCUGUGGUUCGCGGCUGUGACCGAAUAAUACCUGUCGAUAUUUAUGUCCCAGGCUGUCCCCCUACAGCAGAGGCUCUAAUGUACGGUGUCUUGCAGUUGCAGAAAAAAGUAAAACGCAUGAAGACCCUCCAGAUGUGGUACAGAAAGUAAAUGGGACAUGCACAUGCAUAUGUAUAUGAUAAAUACGCAUCGUUAAAAUGUAUAAAUAGAUAAUUUGGAUAAAUAAAUGCCUGGCUCAGUGGUUCCAAAUACC
This is a messenger RNA of Drosophila subobscura, 907 nucleotides long. It is a transcript of the gene ND-20, whose product is annotated as NADH-quinone oxidoreductase subunit B 2. The transcript has 2 exons. The coding region runs from base 151 to 804 and encodes 217 amino acids. Gene Ontology annotation, biological process: aerobic respiration; electron transport coupled proton transport; mitochondrial respiratory chain complex I assembly. Lineage: Eukaryota; Metazoa; Arthropoda; Insecta; Diptera; Drosophilidae. Gene Ontology annotation, molecular function: NADH dehydrogenase (ubiquinone) activity; 4 iron, 4 sulfur cluster binding; quinone binding. The record is from RefSeq and is a predicted model, not a curated record.